UCGGAUCAGUUCGACGCGAAUCGUGCAAUAAACCGGCCAACCGGGAUCGGACCGAGCCAGAAGCGAAGCCUGCUGUUAGGUAGUGUGCGGUGCGGUGUGGUGAAGGGUUUGCGUGCCAUCGAUUCGAUCGUUUCCGCGUGGUGAGUUAUGCGUGGUGCGACGCCACGGUGCCACCAGACCAGCAGGCCAUGACCAAACAGCAGCAGCCAGCAAUCAAACUUCUCAACAUGGUCACCAACGGACGACAGACACGCUCGUCCGAUAAAGAGCAGCAGCAGCAGCAGCAGCAGCAGCAGCAGCAGCAGUUGUUGAAGUUACAACGGGUACGAUCACCAGUGGGCAACGGUGGCCGCUUCUACCAAUCAACCCUCCGCAGCUACAGCCACUGGUCACCGAGCGAACAGGGGGCAACGCUGGUGUGGCGCGAUCUCUGCGUCUACGCAACGGUGACCGCGUCGGAACACCGGGCCUUACCGGGCCGGGCACCGAUCAAACGCAUCAUCAACAACGUGAGCGGCGCGGUCACACCCGGCUCACUGAUUGCCCUGAUGGGCUCGAGCGGUGCGGGCAAGAGUACGCUAAUGGCGGCGCUAGCGUACCGUACGCCACCGGGCACGGUGGUACAGGGGGAGAUACUGAUCAACGGGAACCCGAUCGGACCGUACAUGUACCGGUUGAGUGGUUUCGUGCACCAGGACGACCUGUUCGUCGGGUCGCUGACCGUGUCCGAGCAUCUGCACUUCAUGGCGAAGCUGAAGCUGGGCCGGCAGGGCCGGGCCCCAAUCGACCAGCUCGUACGGGAGCUGCUCGAGCGCACCGGGCUGGGCCGGUGCGCCCGCACCCGGAUCGGUGAGGCCGGCGACGGUAAGAUGCUGUCCGGGGGCGAGAAGAAGCGGCUCGCGUUCGCCACCGAGCUCCUGUCCGAGCCGGCCCUGCUGUUCUGCGACGAGCCGACGACCGGGCUCGACUCGUACAAUGCGCAGGCGCUGGUGGCGACGCUGCAGCAGCUGGCACGCCGCGGUACCGCCAUCAUCUGCACCAUCCACCAGCCCUCCAGCCAGCUGUUCUCGAUGUUCGACCAGGUGAUGCUGCUGGCGGACGGGCGGCUCGCGUUCGCCGGCAAACCGCACGAUGCGCUACACUUCUUCGCCCAGCACGGGUACGACUGCCCGCCGAACUACAACCCGGCCGACUUCCUCAUCAGCACGCUCGCCAGCAGCCCCGGGCUGGAGCGGGCAUCCCACCGCUCCACCCACCGGCUGUGCGAUCUGUACGCGGUCAGCGAGGCGGCCGGCCAGCGCGAUCUGCUGAUCAACCUCGAGGUGCAUAUGGCGGAGACGGGCGACUUUCGGCGGACCGACGAGCAGCACCUGGCCAGCGGGAGCCCCUGGCCGCACGCGACCUUCUGGCUCACGUACCGCACCCUGCUGACGGUCGUGCGCAACCCAACCGUCCAGUAUCUGCGCUUCUGUCAGAAGAUUGCAAUAGCGGUGAUGGCGGGCUUGUGCUUUGCCGGUGCCAUCGAACCAUCGACGCAGCACGGCGUACAGGCGAUCCAGGGCGCCCUGUUCAUCCUCAUCUCGGAGAACACCUUCUCGCCGAUGUACUCGGUGCUGUCCGUGUUCCCGGAGACGUUGCCGCUGUUUCUGCGCGAAACCAAGAGCGGCCUGUACCGCCCGUCCCAGUACUACGUGGCGAACGUGAUCGCGAUGCUGCCCGGGCUCAUCCUCGAGCCGGUCGCGUUCGUCCUGUGCGCGUACUGGCUCGCCGGGCUCCGGGCGUCGUUGUACGCGUUCGCCAUGACGGCGCUGGUGGCGACGCUCGUCAUGAACGUGUCGACCGCGUGCGGGUGCUUCUUUUCCGCCGCCUUCAACUCGAUGCCACUGGCGAUGGCUUACCUGGUGCCGUUCGACUACAUCCUCAUGGUUACGUCCGGUGUUUUUCUCCAUCUCGGCACGAUGCCGGUCGCGAUCCGCUGGCUGCCGUACCUGUCCUGGAUGAUGUACGCCAACGAGGCGAUGUCGAUCGUCCAGUGGGACGGUAUCGGUAACAUCACGUGCCCCGCCGGCGACGGGAAGCUACCGUGCCUCCGGACCGGCCACGACGUCCUCGAGCACUACAGCUUCGACGAGGCGCACCUUUGGCGCAACAUUUGGGCCCUGCUGCUGCUGUACUUGUGCUUUCACACCCUCGGCUACCUGUUUCUGUGGCGCAAAACCAAACGCUAACACACCCGGCCCAGCCGCCGGCGCCGCCGCCGCCCGUACGAUUUUGU
Molecule: messenger RNA, 2275 nt
Organism: Anopheles aquasalis
Lineage: Eukaryota; Metazoa; Arthropoda; Insecta; Diptera; Culicidae
Gene: st
Product: ATP-binding cassette transporter scarlet
Biological process (GO): transmembrane transport
Cellular component (GO): cytoplasmic vesicle membrane; plasma membrane
Molecular function (GO): ABC-type transporter activity; ATP binding; ATP hydrolysis activity
Source: RefSeq, a predicted model, not a curated record